Molecule: messenger RNA, 1186 nt
Organism: Amorphotheca resinae ATCC 22711
Lineage: Eukaryota; Fungi; Ascomycota; Leotiomycetes; Helotiales; Amorphothecaceae
Exons: 7
Coding region: 1-975 (324 amino acids)
Molecular function (GO): catalytic activity
Source: RefSeq, a predicted model, not a curated record
AUGGCUCGAGCGCAGAGUGUCAAGGUAGCAGCGGUGCAGGCCUCCCCAGUCUCGUUCGACCUCCAUGGGAGCUUGCAAAAGGUCGCUCAAUUCACCGCAGAAGCAGCGUCGCAAGGCGCGGAGCUGGUAGCUUUCCCUGAAGCUUUCCUGUCUGCGUAUCCAUGGAGGUACGCGUUUGAUGCGACCAUUGGAACUCGUGAACCUCGAGGGCGCCAAUGGUAUGCGAAAUACUACGAAUCCUCGCUCGCGGUGCCGUCCCCCGAGUUCGACACGCUCUGCGGCAUUGCACGGGAGAACAAAGUCAUCCUCUCAAUUGGAAUUAUUGAGAAAGAUGGAGGCACACUCUAUUGCUGUGCGCUCCUCAUUGGCAAGGAUGGAGCCCUGCUCUCGAAGCACCGGAAGCUUAUUCCAACGGCUGCAGAACGCCUGGUAUGGGGACGAGGCUCGGGAGAUGGCCUCGAGGUCGUUGACACUGAGUAUGGCAAGGUUGGGGGAUUGAUCUGCUGGGAGAACUACAUGCCUGCUGCUCGACUGGCCUUAUAUCAACGCGGAGUCCAAAUCUACAUCGCUCCCAAUGCAGACGACCUGCCUGCCUGGGUAGCUUCCAUGCAGCACAUUGCAAAGGAGGGCCGAUGCUUCGUUAUCUCAGUGAACCAAUUCUGCAAGGUCUCCGAUUUCCCCGCUGACUAUCCACCAUUCACCCCCGGCCACCACGACCGCAACCCUGAAGGACUGCCUUGGGCCAAGGAUGACAUCCUGAACCACGGGAGAUCCUGCAUUGUUGGACCCCUCGGAGAAUUCAUCGUUGAGCCACUGGUGGACAAGGAAGGAAUUCUAUACGCCACCUUGAACCUCACUGAACUGGCAGAAUCUAGAAUGGAUUUUGACCCAGUGGGAAGCUACUCUAGACCUGAUAUCUUCCAACUGAGCGUGAACACCAAGCCGGGUGUGAAUGUUGCCUUCAGCGACGAAUAGACGGGGGAGGUUUGUGUUUUCCAGACCACAGAGCUAUAUGCUCUCCAAAUGCAGGAGUAGGAGUGAAGGCCCAUACCCUGACUGUACCAAAAAGGCAUACUGUUAUUUCGGCGCUCUUGUUUCGAUAACCAGGAUCGUUUUGUCUGCUGGAGCCGCGGAGAAUUUAGGGCAAUAUGGAAAUUAUGUUGACAGAAAACAAUGAUCCGAUUUC